AUGACAAACGACAACGAUCUUGAAGCCAAUUGGGUGGUAGCCAAAGAAAUGAUUGAACGGGCAAGUGAGCGAAGUGCGAAGAUGAUCUUCUUUCCCGAAGCCGUCGAUUAUGUAGGAAGAACUCGAGAAGAAGAGGUGUCUCUUGCGAUUGAAGAAGAAAGCGAAUUUAUCAACCGAUUUCGAGAGUUAGCGAAAAAACACACUAUCUGGAUGAGUCUUGGAGGUUUUCAUCGCAAGGACAACGACCUUCUCCCCUUUAACACCCAUCUCAUUAUUGACUCUGAGGGAAAAACUGCGACAAAGUACGACAAAUUGCAUUUAUUUGAUCUCGAAAUUCCUGGAAAAGUUCGUUUGAUGGAAAGUGAAUUCAGUAAAGCUGGAUCUGGGCUAAUUCCACCCGUCGAAACGCCAGUAGGUCGUUUGGGUCUUUCAAUCUGCUACGAUGUGCGAUUUCCAGAAUUAUCAAUUUUCAAUCGAAAACAAGGCGCCCAUAUUCUCUCCUUUCCUUCAGCAUUCACGCUUAAUACUGGAUUGGCCCAUUGGGAGGUAUUGCUGCGGGCAAGAGCCAUUGAAAAUCAGUGCUACGUGGUUGCCGCAGCUCAAACAGGAAAACACAAUGAGAAACGACAAAGUUAUGGUCAUGCAAUGGUCGUCGAUCCUUGGGGUGCUGUUAUUGCUCAAUGUAGCGAAAGAGUUGGUAUGGCUUUUGCCGAAAUCGAUUUGGACUACGUCGAUGAAAUUCGUCAAUUGCAACCUGUGUAUUCACAUCGUCGACACGAGCUCUACUCUUUGCACUUCAAUUUGACAGACAAAGCCGAUUCGGAGGAUCUGCAUUUUUCACAGCAUUUGAUCAAAAAAGAGUACAUAUUUGCUCGCUCGGCUUUCUCUUAUGCUUUCGUAAACUUGAAGCCCGUUUUGAAUGGACAUGUCCUCGUAGCUCCAUUGCGCGUCGUCAAGCAUCUAACUGAAAUUUCGAAUGAAGAAACGGCGGACCUCUUCAAUUUAAGCAAAAAGGUGCAAAAGAUGCUCGAAGCUCAUUAUUCAGUCGAUUCGUGUACUGUUUGCGUUCAAGAUGGACCCAAAUCAGGACAAACAAUUGAACACGUUCAUGUGCACAUUUUACCACGACGCGCCGAUGAUUUUGGAGGUUCUACGGAUACAGUUUACAGGGAAUUAGCGAAACACGAUAUUGAUGACCGUAAGCCGCGUACCGAUGCGGAAAUGGAAACCGAAGCGGUAACUUAUCGAAGUAAAAUGUACGGAUUG
This is a messenger RNA of Mesorhabditis belari, 1266 nucleotides long. NCBI's taxonomy places the organism in Eukaryota, Metazoa, Nematoda, Chromadorea, Rhabditida, Rhabditidae. The record is from the annotation of a GenBank genome assembly.